GAGGCGCUGAAUCACGGAUGACCCAGUCCACCGCCGCUCUAUUGAAAGCCAUUUCCCACGAGAGGACUUGCGAUUGAAGUUAACCGGAUGACUUUUACGCACGACCUUGGCUCGUCCACGGGCAGGAUGAUCGCGGACUUGAGCGCACGGAGAGCUGGGUAAAGUGCCAGAGACGAUGCGGGGCACGGAGCUGUUGCUCAGCUGUUUACUGGUCAAAGUGACGCUGUGCGACGCAGAAGGGGAGCCAGCUCAGACCGUGGACGACUACAUGGUCGCUACCGGGUACAACUACUCCACCGAGGCGGAGGUCACGGAGACGCCCCACGUGGAAGACAAGUGUCGCGGCUACUACGACGUGAUGGGCCAGUGGGACCCGCCGUUCGUGUGCCAGACUGGGAACUACCUGUACUGCUGCGGCACUUGUGGAUUCAGGUUCUGCUGCGCGUUUAAAAGCUCCCGACUGGACCAGACCACCUGUAAGAACUACGACACCCCCCCUUGGAUGAUGACCGGGAGACCCCCGUCCAAAGCGGACGUGUCGCAGGACGCGUCGAGAGACAAAACUAACCUGAUCGUUUAUGUCAUCUGUGGGGUCGUGGCCAUCAUGGCUCUGAUCGGGAUUUUCACCAAACUGGGUUUGGAGAAGUCAAACCGCUUACAAAGAGAGAACGUUUCCAGGACACUUGCACACGUGAUCCGUCACCCUGCCUCUGAACAUACCGAUGAGAUUGGACUGGGCCAACAGUAUGAGAAUCUCAAUCCAGAACUUGCUGUGAACAGUCUCUACAGUGCCCAGAUGAACAACUUGAUUCAAGCAUCCACCCUAAUAGCUCAGCCCUACCCGGACCUGGGACCAAUGACCAGCCCUUAUGAGCCCCAAAAGACCGCGAAGGAACUGAACCAGUACGCCACUUUGAAAGCAGUCGCUGAGAAAGCUAACAACGACUUCUAUGGCAACAGACGACAAGUGAUGGAGAUGGCGGCAAAGGGCUGCCUUCCAAUGGAGCCUUUGAAUAUUGAGCCGGAGCCAAGAAAUCCCUACAGCCCACCCAGACAAAAGUCUGCGAAGCAGAUUGAACACAAGUACAGAAGCCCCAAGAGCCGAAGCGCUCAGUCAUUGUAUUACAGCUCCAGCACUUUAGCCAGCCCUGGGAUCCUGAGGUCCCUGGAGGCCAAGGACGUGAUGGGGCUGCGGCACAGCUACGGCCCACAGAAACUCAACUUGAUGGAGAAGGAGAUGUACAACAUUCGUCACAUGCCUUCACAACCGUACUUUGUCACCAACAGCAAGACAGAAGUGACCGUAUAAGACGAUCUGGAGACGUCAAGACUGUGACGGUGAAUGUUAGUAUAUCAGUGUGUAAUGUGAUGAGAGUCUUGCACAUAGCCUGGUAACAUUUAUACAGGUAUAUAUAAUAUAUAUAUGUGUUUAAACCUUCACUCAAUAAUGAAACAAAUUGUCUUAUGAGAGUGUUCACCAGUUACAAUUAUAGCGGAUUUAUAUAUCUCACACUAUGUGACCAGGGCUGAAAUACAGACUGUUACUGGUUUUAAUCUUCCGAACUAAACAUAUGCAAUCUGUUUUUAACCACCAAAACAAACAGUUUUCGCUCACUUGCUUGUGUAUUUCUUAGCAGGCAUUGAUGUUCAAACAAGAGUUGUUGCUUAAUAACCUGUUUUGCGUUGACUAUUGUGUGACUAAGAGUAUUUCUGUUCCAGUUGUACAUUGUUUUGCUCAGUCAUGGCCUUGUAUGUACUACAGUCAUAGUGUUGCUCGUGGAUUAUAGCGGUAACUGUUGUGCGUCUUUCUGUACUGCUCAGGUUGAACUUGUCCAACUUCACAUUGGAGCACAUAUAGAGUCGCCACUUACUUAAAAGUUCACAGUGCUGUCUGUUAAAUUGUUGUUUUUUUUAUUGUGAAAAUAUGCUGGAUUUUAUCAUGCGUUUUCGGCUCUUGUGACCCGUAAAUUCUGUACUGUUUUUUUGUAGAUACUGUCACCUCAAUGACUCUUUACAGAACUGAAUUAUGAUGAAGCCGAAUUGCAAAUCUGUAUCCACGUAAUGGCCCUAAAUUCCCAUGGUUCAGACAAGUUAUUCAUUGUUAAUAAAGGUGUUUUAAUUUC
Molecule: messenger RNA, 2123 nt
Organism: Synchiropus splendidus (mandarinfish)
Lineage: Eukaryota; Metazoa; Chordata; Actinopteri; Syngnathiformes; Callionymidae
Gene: shisa9b
Product: shisa family member 9b
Exons: 4
Coding region: 176-1309 (377 amino acids)
Biological process (GO): regulation of AMPA receptor activity; regulation of short-term neuronal synaptic plasticity
Cellular component (GO): dendritic spine membrane; postsynaptic membrane; postsynaptic density
Source: RefSeq, a predicted model, not a curated record